Messenger RNA from Dermacentor silvarum, 1340 nucleotides. Its product is annotated as cysteine protease ATG4B-like. The record is from RefSeq and is a predicted model, not a curated record. Lineage: Eukaryota; Metazoa; Arthropoda; Arachnida; Ixodida; Ixodidae. Gene Ontology annotation, molecular function: protein-phosphatidylethanolamide deconjugating activity.
AUGCCGACUAAAUCCUCUCUAACUUAUGAAGUUGGAGCUGUAGAGUAUGACGACUUCAAACCAUCUGAAGCUGUAUAUAUCUUGGGAAGAAAGUACAGCACAUUUCAUGAACUUGAUGACCUGAGGACCAAUAUUACGUCAAAGGUCUGGCUGACAUAUCGAAGGAACUUCCCAGCGAUUAGUGGCACAGACUACACCUCUGACACAGGCUGGGGAUGUAUGCUUCGGUGUGGGCAAAUGGUAGUUGCUGAGGCUCUCGUGCGACGUCACCUUGGGAAAGAUUGGCAGUGGUCACAAGAAACAAAAGAUGAGAAUUACCUGCGUGUCCUGCGCAUGUUUCAGGACAAGAAGAACUGCACGUACUCGAUACAUCAGAUUGCACAGAUGGGCGUUUCGGAAGGAAAGACAGUGGGCCAAUGGUUUGGGCCCAAUACCAUUGCUCAUGUACUAAGGCAACUGUCUGCAUUUGACAAGUGGAGCUCCAUUGCCAUGCAUGUUGCCAUGGACAAUGUUGUAGUGAUGGACGACAUAAGGAAAGUAUGCAGAGUUGAGACAUCAGAUGCUGAGGGUGGUGUUAGAAAUCGGACACAAUCACAUGGACUUGCAGCUGCAGCUGCAUAUUCUUGGAAGCCUCUCGUGCUCUUUAUCCCUCUGAGGCUUGGCCUGAGUGAAAUCAAUCCUAUCUACUAUUGUGGCCUCAAGAGAACGUUUGCACUGAAGCAGUCCCUGGGCAUCAUUGGUGGCAAGCCAAACCAUGCGCUGUACAUCAUUGGUGUUGUUGGUGACGACCUAGUGUUCCUGGACCCACACACCACCCAACUUGCAGUUGACCUGGAUGUAGAGGGUCCCGAGGAUGAGAGCUACCAUUGUGCCCACGCCAGCAGGAUGGACAUUGGCCAGCUCGACCCUUCCAUUGCUCUUUGCUUCUACCUGCCAACAGAAGCAGAGUUUGACAGUUGGUGCAACUUGGCGCACAAACACUUGAUUAGCCAGAUGAAGCAGCCACUAUUUGAGAUCACGGAGCACAGACCAAUCGGUUGGCCAGACUUCACAGAGGAGGUGCAGCGGCUUGAGCAAGAGCCACAAAGCACUGAAUUCACUGUUCUAGAGCAAGAGCGCAAGUAUGACACUUCGGACGACGAGUUUGAGAUUCUCUAAGCUGUACCUAUCUGUAAAAAAGGGCGCUAAACACUCUGCCUGCUUAUUGACUGUUAGCCUUUCUUUGAGGAGAUGCUAUGUACUCUUCAAGCCUGCUGUAUUUAUAAUACUAUGUCAAGUGCUUUUUUUAUAUGCAGGAGGACUUUUGAAUAAAUAUACACCGCCAGUAUUUGUGCAAAAAA